UGACGUAGAGCGCGUGUAAUGUUUGCGCGACAAACCAGCACAGCAUGGCCCAGAUUAUACUGGGUUUAUUCUGAGUUUUUACUGCGUUUAGACUGGAUUUAUACUGGGUUUAGAAGGAGAUUCUGGAUCAGAAUUAACCCCAGCAGCAGCAGAGCUGGAUAAUGGUGAACACGGAGGAUUUAGGAGAUAUCGAAGCUGUUAUUCAAGAUGAAGAGGAUAUAAAAGCUCCACAGUGUCCGCACGGACCUGCUGUGCUGUUUGAGGUGCAGUGUGAAGGAGAGAAGAAGGGAAGGAGGUUUUACGCUUGUUCUGCAUGUCGUGAUCGAAAGGACUGCAACUUUUUUCAGUGGGAGAAUGAAAAGGUAUCGGAGGCAAGGCUGCUAGCGAGAGAACAACAGAACCGAUCAAAGUUGCCUCCCUUCACUCAUGAACAAUACUGCACAAGGUUCAGAGAGUUUGCGGGUCUCCCGCUGGAUCAAAAGAGGUUUUGUGUGGAAUGUCAGAUCCUGCUGCUUCCUGUGGAGUGGGAGGGUCACGCCUCUCACCGGGUCCUCUCAGACAUCACCGUGUCUCAGCUGAGGAGACCCAGUCUGCUGCUGAGUCCUCUGGAGAAUAAGAAGAGUAAUGCUCAGUACCUGUUCGCUGAGCGCAGCUGCCGCUUCCUGCUGAAGGUGCUGUCUGGACUGGGCUUCCGGAAGUUUCUGUGUGUGGGGACGCCGCGAUUACAUGAACUGAUCAAGGUGCAAAGCUCAGAGAACAAGAGUAGUGACCCCAUGAAGAGUUUACUGUUGGACAUCGACUUCAGAUAUUCUCAGUUUUAUGGGCAGGACGAAUUCUGUCAUUAUAACAUGUUUAACCAUCACUUCUUUAAUGGAGAGGAAGCAUCCAGAGUGUUCCUGGACUUCCUGACUGAGGACAGAUCUAAAGUGGUGAUGGUGGCGGAUCCACCGUUCGGGGGGCUGGUGAAGCUGCUGGGUCACACCUUCUCAAAGAUAUCAGAAACAUGGAGAAAGCAGCAGGAACCAGGGCUGGGCGUGUCUGAGAUGCCGAUGGUGUGGAUAUUUCCGUACUUCUUUGAGCUGCGGAUUCUCGAAUGUUUCCCUUCUUUUGCUAUGUUGGAUUAUCAGGUAGAUUAUGACAACCACCCUUUGUAUAAGCAUGGGAAGUCUGGCAGGAAACAAUCACCUGUCCGACUCUUCACAAACCUCUGUCCCAAAGACAUUGUUCUACCAAAGGAGGAAGGCUACAGAUUUUGCGCUAUUUGUGAGAGAUACGUUUCAGCAGGGAAUAAACACUGCUCUGUGUGUAACGCCUGCACAUCAAAGAAUGGAACAGAAUGGAAGCAUUGUUCACAAUGUGACAAAUGUGUGAAGUCCUCCUGGAGCCAUUGUUCUUCGUGUGGUUAUUGUGCUCUGCCGAAUCACCAGUGUGGGCAGACGGGCUGUUUCAACUGUGGCGACCGUGGGCACAAGCUCAGAGCCUGUCCAAAGAAAGGCAAGAAAAACUUACAGCAGCAGCAGCAGAAGAAGAAGAAGAAGAGUAAGAGUGGUAAAGCAGCUCCAGGAACGUUAAACAAGAGCGGCAACAAAACCACAGGCAAACACAAGAGAGGCAAACACUCACGCGGGAAGAAGUAACUGGUCACGUGAUUCCUCUCUCACGCAGCGCUGCAGAGGUGUGACACUGUGCUGGUGAGGGUGAGGCUGAAACUCGAGUCAUUUAUCCUGGACCUGCUGGAGUUCUGCAGCUUUAGCAGGACUGAAACAUCAAACUUCUGUAGUGAAGUUCCAGUAAAGUAUUGAGAAAACUGACUGGUUAUGUUGAAUUAUUGAAAUUCUCGGUAAAAAAGUAUUAAAAAUAAAAUAUCACACAUUUAUAAAACAUUUCGGAAACACUUUGUAUAAAUCUCAUGUCUAUUAGAAUCUAUAAACACAAACAAACAUAUUCAUAACACAUUAUAAUGCUUUUAUAAGGCAUUAUAGAUAUAGCUAUACAUAUUUAUAAAAGUGUAUAACACAUUAUAUGCAUGUUUAUUAUGCUGUGUGAAUUGAGACUAUAAUGCAUCAUAAGCUAUGCUUGUAAUAGGUUACAGAUAUGGCUUAAAAUAUAUAUUUCCAUGAGGGUGCCGAGUGGUCCAGCAGGCUAAUGUCUGCCACAUGCACAUGCAGCAAGUCAUCAGCUGCCGGAGCCCCGAGAGAGCACAGUUGGCCUUGCUCUGUGUUCAUAAGUAGGCUUUGUUGAGGUUCUUGGUAUUAACAUAUCAUCUUAUAAGCACAGCUUAUGAUGCAUUAGAAUUACAAUUCAUAGUUGUAGAAUAAUACACAUGGCUAUAUAUAUAUAUUUUUUUUUUUUUUCUAAAAGUGUAUAACACAUUAUAGCAAUAUUUAUUAUGCCUUACGCAUACAUCACAAUGAGUUAUAAGUAUGUUUAUAGAGACAUUUAUAAACAUGACUAAUAGAAGGUGUUACUGCCAUUUUUAAAAACAUAACUGAUUUUGUUCAUUCUUUUGUUUUUUGUGUUUUAAGUGCAGAAAUAAAAAUCUGAUCAACUGA
Astyanax mexicanus (Mexican tetra) is the source of this 2552-nucleotide messenger RNA. It is a transcript of the gene zcchc4, whose product is annotated as zinc finger, CCHC domain containing 4. Bases 162 to 1637 code for a protein of 491 amino acids. Gene Ontology annotation, cellular component: nucleolus; cytoplasm. The transcript is spliced from 13 exons. Lineage: Eukaryota; Metazoa; Chordata; Actinopteri; Characiformes; Acestrorhamphidae. The record is from RefSeq and is a predicted model, not a curated record. Gene Ontology annotation, biological process: rRNA methylation. Gene Ontology annotation, molecular function: nucleic acid binding; rRNA (adenine-N6-)-methyltransferase activity; zinc ion binding.